Heterocephalus glaber (naked mole-rat) is the source of this 4839-nucleotide messenger RNA. RefSeq names its product sialophorin (gene Spn). NCBI's taxonomy places the organism in Eukaryota, Metazoa, Chordata, Mammalia, Rodentia, Bathyergidae. Gene Ontology annotation, biological process: type II interferon production; regulation of T cell activation; regulation of immune response. Gene Ontology annotation, cellular component: external side of plasma membrane. Gene Ontology annotation, molecular function: transmembrane signaling receptor activity; heat shock protein binding. The record is from RefSeq and is a predicted model, not a curated record.
UCAAGGCAAUCAGUGCAGAAGAUGAGACACACCAAGAUUGGGGCUGGAGGCGAACCUGAAGAGAACCGGGCCUCAAGAUGGAGACGCAGCAGCCAGGCACGAAAGCCUCGGUAGAGAUAAACAGCAGCUCGAAAUUAUACCAUAAUUAGCACCACCUGGUCCACUGGGCCCAACUAGGCCUCAGACGAGCAGGUGGGUACCAAAAUGUCUAAACCCAUCUGCCAGCCCUGUCGAGGAAUGCCUAAUGUGCUCGCCAUAUUCCCUUGCUGUGUGCCUCGUCUCCUUACUGGAUCGUUAUCAGCUAAAUUUAUAAUCCUGUAGGUUGACUGUGGCUGACCCAUGUUGUACCGACAUUGUGAUUUUGCUAUAUACAAUAUCCUUGGACAGAGCCUCCUCGGGAUCCCUCCUGGAAAUCAGGAGCUGUUCUUAAUUCCUGACCGCCUCCUACGGUUCGCGCCUUCACUCCACUCUUGUGGAGACCACGAGCUCCGCACACCGGAAGUCUGACAGGCUGGGACUUCCGGGAAGAUGGCGGGGGGGGGGGUGUGUCACCGGAAAGACCCUCUGGAGACUCAAUAGGGUGGGAGUUAUUUUCCCUGUCACAAAAGGGAACAGGAGAAAGGAUUACUCAAAGCUGGCUCCGAGGCGAUGGGGCCCCUUUACCCCACAUCGCCAACUCCCGCACAAGUAGGUCGGGCCUCAGGCUCCUUCCGGCCUCCCCGCCCGAGGAGCGGGAAUGGAGUCGGUCCCGGGCCCCCCUCUGCUAGCUCCUUCCGCAGGGGCGCUGAGGCUGGAGGGGCGGAGAACCUUGGUAGCGGCGUGGCAUCCUCCGGGCUGGCGGCCCCGCAGCCCUCAGGCCUCUUCCUCCCGAGGAGACGCCCAGUCAGCCCCACGAGCCCUUCUGCACACUGGGGCGCAGGGGGAGCAGGCAGCACAGCCCCAGGUCACGGGCACCUGGGCCGGCGAAAGAGAGAGAGGAAAGCCAGCCACAAGGGUGAAGAGGGAUGAAGUCACCCAUAGCAGGGACCCGCUGGAGCCCACUGCCUCGGGUCCCAACUCCUGCUCAUGCCUGCUGCCCUGGAAAUGGCCCUGCUGCUUCUCUUCUUUGGGAGCUUCUGGAGCCCGCUGGUGAGUCCACAGGAGACUUUGCUGAUGCCCAUCUUGGGAAACUCCACUUCUUUAGUCUCGGACUCAGCGACCUCCAUGGAGCCAGUGACGAGGGCCUCUUCAGAGCACAGCGCAAGCAAUCAGGUCUCCACCCCAGCCCCCUCCACUCCCUUUAGAGACAGCGAGGUGCCCUCUCUUGGGAGUUCUGUUGGUGCCAGCACUGGCCCUGCUGUGUCUGAGCCAGCGCCCUCCAAGGUGGAUUCUACCCAGAAGCCAUCAGAGCUGGAAAUCUCUAGUGCAACCAGUGGCCCUGCUGUCCCUGUAGCAGUGAGCUCUCAGGGACACCCCACUGUGACAGGUGCAGCCAUGGCAUUUACCUCUGUGGAAACCUCUGGUGGGACCAGUGAAUCCUCUGUCACCAUGGCAACAAACUCUCUGGAAACCUCCAGUGGACCCCCUGUCACCAUGGCAACACGUUCUGUGGAUACCUCCAGUGGGGCCAGUGGAACUUCUGUUACCAUGACAACUAGCUCUCCAGAGCCCUCCAGUGGGACCAGUGGCCCUCCUGUCUCUAUGACAAUCAGCUCCCCGGUAACCUCCAAUGUGGCCAGCAGCUCCCCAGUCUCCACCAUAAAAGUAUCCAUGGUGACCACCCCAAAGCCUUCCACAAGCACAAGCACUGAGCCCUCUACAAGCCCAGGCCAGGGGCGGAAGGGCAUGAUGCUGGUGCCCCUGCUGGUGACCCUGCUGGUGGUCAUGGUGCUCGUGGCACUGUUCCUGCUGUGGCGCCAGCGGCAGAAGCGCCGCACAGGGGUCCUGACAUUGAGCGGCGGCGGGAAGCACAAUGGGGUGGUGAAUGCCUGGGCUGGGCCCGCACAGGUCCCUGACGAGGAGGCUGUGACAGCAGCAGUGGGAGGGCCCCUGGGUGACAAGGGCUCUGGGGUCCCCGAGACAGAGGGGUCUGCCCAGUGGCCCAUGCUCACCACUUUCUUUAGCAGACGGAAGUCUCACCAGGGCUCCUUGGCCAUGGAGGAGCUGAAGUCCGGGCAAGGCCCCUGCCUGCAGGGCGAGGAAGAGCCGCUGGUGGGCAGUAAGGACGAGGCUGUGGAGGACCCUGCUCCCGAGGGCCCCGCCACCGACAGGGCAGCACCUCAGUGGCUGUGAAUAGCAGGAGCCUCCCUCUCAGCUUCACUUCCCCCAUGCCCACACCGGCAACCCCAGGAUUCUCGCUCUGCCCAGCAUCUCUCCUGGGCCCCCCUGCCAGCGCCCUCCCACGUCUGCAUCUGCAUCUAGACCUGGCCGCAGCCCGCCCCUGCUGUUGCAGACCAAACCAGCCUGCCUCCUCAAGAAUCCCUCAGUCCCCUCCCCAGCUUUCUUCACCUGGAACCAGUUGCUGAAUCGCCUCGAUCCCAACCUUACUGACCCAGGAUUUCUCCGAGGAUGCCCCUGGGGAGGCCAGAUAUUGGGAAGAAGGAGGAAAUGACAAUCCGGCCAACUCCCCAGGACAAAACUUUGUGAAGUGUGCGUACGUGGGGGCCCUCGUUAGGACAUCCUACGGGAACAGCCAUGAGCCCCUCUCUUGGGGCUUCAACCCUCAGCAGGGGUUGCUCUGGGCCUCCCUGGAGCCUCGGCUGGCUGGGGCUGGCUGUCUAGCUUUGCUCUGAGGGAGCCUGUGACCUCCUGAGCCCCAGGACCCAGGGAUGCCCUAGCCCAAGCUACCACUCUGCCACACCUAGGGACUGGGCUGCUGGGCCUUCGACACUUCCCUGGCCGGGGUAGGGUGGUUCUUGGGAAGGCUGCCACCUGUGAGGGACCCCUCCUGGUGAGCUCUCUGUGCAAGAGGUGGCGGUAUUGAAGGGACAGUUUGAAGGAGGGGGCACGAUGGGGGCUGAGGAGGGGCUGCCUCAGUGUGGGGUACAGAGCCACUGGGAACACAAGUGCUCUCACUUUUGCUCAGAUGCGGACUCACGGGCAACUCUAACUCGGUAGUCUGAGUCUAAGCAAGAAUGCAGGCUUGACAGGCCUAGUGUGUGGUGCGCGCCUGUACUCCCGGCACUCAGGAGGGCCAGGCAGGAGGAUCUCCGUGAGUUUAAGGCCAGCCUGAACGACAUAGCAAGACUCUGUUGCAAAAAACAAAACAAGAGAAUUCAGGCUUCUCAGAAAGAUGGAAUAUGUGACCAAGUGCAGGCUCUCAGCUACCGCAUCCCCUCUUCAAAGGCUCCCUCUCUUCAACACACGCACGCAGGCACACACACACUCACAGGCCGGAGGGGAUCUGCCCGAGCAGCGGGACGGCACAGUAAGUCCCGCUGACACCCCCAUGUUCUAGGGUGGGCCAGUGUCUCCCCUUUCUGCCAUCCUUCUCCAGGCUGAGUGGACAGGCGGUCGCAGGGUAGCCCACGGGUGGCUGGUGUCCCCAGGCAAAGGGAAUUUUGCACAGAGGAAUUCCUUGAGUCAGAGGGGCAGAUGCCGAGACAGACUGACCUACUAAAGGGGUGUGGGAGUGGGAUUGACUGUGCUGGCCUGUGGCCUGUGCAGGGCGCCCCGGGUGGCUCCGUUGACAGUGGGAGAAGGGACAGGAAGCGUCCACAAAUCCAGCGGUGCCACGUCCGCGACCCCCACUCUGGUCUGUGGCAAAGGGCUGAGCCAUGUGUGUGGAUGGAGCGGAGCAGAUGGAAAUCCAGCCUGUGCUGCCAGGCCGCAGACCCGGCCACACGGAGGCCCCUGCCCCACGCUGUGGGCACAGCCUGAGGCCCCAACAGCAGAACUCACUUGCAGAAAUCCCUCAGGGAUACAGCGCUGUGGCCUCAGACGUGUCAAAAAAUUGCACCCCAGUUACAGGUUUAGACAAUACUGCCACUCCCUCUCCUUUACAGAGGUGGUUGUUCUGAAUCCUGUAGGAAGCAGGGUGGGGAAGGCACCCCAAUAAUGGUUCCCAGUCCAGAAAAUGACAGAUGUUAUGAGUGUUAAAGUGGAGGUGCAGGGAGUUUCACCAAAAGAAAAGGCACGCUGCUUCUGAGGGAGGAGUGGGCUUCCCGAGAGAGUCUGUCUCUGGGACUUUGUCACCUCCACUGCUGUCUUUCUGGUGGCCACUGUGCCUGGCUCGCACCUGGUCCUCAGUGAAUGAUCACUUGAAUGAAUGAGUUAAUCCUCUCAAGUGGAUUUAUAUUUGUUUUAUUUUUCCUCCCUUGGUACUGGGAUUGAUCCCAGAGCCUUCACACUGAGCUACGUUCUGAGGCCUUUUUUAUUUUGAAACAGGGCCUCAUGAAGUGGCUAAAUUGCCCAGGCUGGGCGCGAACUUGUCAUUCUCCUGCCUCAGCCUCCCAGACAGCUGGACCUCAGAGAUUUUGAAAGCUAAGAAAGAUUUUGUCAGGCUGGAAAAAGGGAAGAGCAUGUGUGUAGAGGGCAUGGGUGGAAAAGCCCAAUGAGGAAAGUGGAGCAGUUCUUUUUUUGGCAAACGUGGAGUAAAUGCUUUCCAAUUCCCUAGAGGGAAAAAGAAUGUAGGGGCAGCAAUAGAUAUUGCAAGAACAAAAUGGGGAAAAGAAAGAAAAGGAGAAUGAGAAAAACAAGCGAAUAGACAAUAUAGUGAUAGUUUCAAAUAUAUCAGUUCUGGAAAUAGUUUUAUGUGUAUUUUUAUGCUUGUCAUAGUCACCAGAAAUCAUGUUUUCAAAAACUAUGAAAAAAAGAAAACUAUAUGAAGACUUUGAAAAAAUACAAUACCAUGUUAAGUGG